AUGGCUGAUCAGAAUGGAGACCGUCUUAGCGGAAUCGCAUUGGCGCAGACUUGUGAUGAACUACUAGAAAGCCUGUUGGAUCUUGAAGAGCCAAUACACGGAGACAUGAAGGAUGCUCGCACUCGAUUAAAAGCUCUGAGCGUGCUGCUGCGCAAAAUUGAGCCUCUGGAAGACCAGUCCUUUUUCCAAGCUGUCCUCGGAGAUUGCAGCGAGGCAAUGAAUCAGAUCUGCGCGACGAAGAACAAUCAACUCGCGUGUGAUACCGCCGACUUUACCCCUAGUCGUCAAGCUACUAUCGUUAAACAAAUAGAGGCCUUAGCUGAUGUUCAGAACAAUAUAUCCCUAGCUCUGAAUCUGAGUUUGAAGCAAGUCAUCUCCACAACCUACAAUUUUGCCCUAAAACUGACCGGAGUUCACAGCAACGAUGAACUUCAAGAUGCGAUUACCGUUGAAUCUAUAAAGCGAGGACUGGAUGCUAUUUCAGGCCACUUGAUAUCCGUUGCUGACGACAUACUGCCGGCCACUCCCUCAAGCUUUAAUAAAAAGACGUUCAAGUUGUGUGAAAUAAAACUUGCCAUCGACGGAUAUGCAACCGUAAAGGCUAAUGAUACCUACCUAGUAUUAUCUACAACCUAUCUUGUAGAACAGAUGCGUCCCGGCAAAGACCGUGCUUGGCAGAUGAUACUUUUCAAGCCGCGCAUCAAUGCCAUCGUGUCUGUAAUCAUCUCAGAAGUUCCAUCAACAUACACCUAUGAAAUUGAUAGCCUUGCCCAGAGCCUUGCUCAUCAAUUCUCAAAAGACUUGACCGCAAGCUCGAAAAACAAGGAGAUUGUAUUUGCCGAACAAUUAGUUCUUAGACUGCCGUGCAUCUCCCCUCCAGAGGCCUUUCUAAACACACUCCCAUGGCAAGUGGAGUUUAAAACAUCCAACGGCAUCAGUCCACUUGCUUGGCAACCCAAACGAGCACACAUGAAGCACUAUUCAGUGGCGACUGGUUUGCGAGACAGAAAAACCAAUGCAUCUCUUGAUUUUCUGCCAAGUUCUGAGUUUGAAAUAGAAAUACUUAAAGAGAGCAGUAAAGCUAGCAAUGAUGAUUUCAACAUACUUGGAGAUAUCUGCGACGAGAUUCUGAAUGCACGACAUGCUUACACAAAUUUUGGUAGAGCAUCCCCGACGCUAGAACAAAAGUCUAUCACAGAAGGAUCUCAGUAUCGGGAUGUCAGCAUAUCCGUCAUUUCUUCAAGCCCUAAUAACUCAAUUAAGAAUAAACUUCGCAUGGUAAUGAAAAGAAAUGGCUCAUCUAGCUCGGUGUGCCUAGACUUCGGGCUUGCCAUCCGAAAAAUUGCCCAGAGAGGUUUCCACGGAUCUCUGGAUCUUAUCAAGUUCUGGACUUACGACAACGAUGGUCUCAAUACUCCUGUUGUCCAGCAGACAAACUGGGAUGAGUUGGUUACGCGAGGCAAGAGUCGCCAGUUAUACCAGCUACGAGGCCUCAACGGGCCACAGGUUUUAAGCGAGAGAGAAGUUUCAUCUGAUCACUGGUUUGAGGAUAUUGAGAGGCUCGGUGAUGCUAUGAGAUCACCAGCUUUUGACAAGGGCACGUACAAGUUAGUCAAGGUCUGUGUUAUCGACACGGGCUUCAAGCCUAGUGUCAAAGGAUUCGAGAAGAUCAAAGCGUUUAAAGACUUUGCGGAACCAACUAAUACUAACCUGCGCGAUGGUACAUGGCAUGGUACAAUGUGUGCGAACAUUAUCAUGUCGAUUUAUGAGCAAUGCGAGUUAUAUGUUGCGAGAGUCUUCAUGUCUGACGACACAGAUGAUAAGACAGGGCCUGAAGCAAUGGCUCAGGCUAUUGAAUGGGCAAUAACACCUGACAUUGAUGUCGAUAUCAUCAGCAUCUCUGCUGGCUUUGUUGAUCACUCUCCCAGGCUACAGGAUGCCGUACAAAAGGCCAGCGCAGCCAAUACGCUUGUCUUCGCCGCGGCGUCUAACUGGGGUAAUUGGAAACCUGUAGCUUUUCCGGCCAGACAUAAUCUCUACACCAUCUGUAUCUUCUCCACCGACACGCAUAACCGACCAUCAAAGUUUAAUCCAGAACGACGACCAAACGCACACAAUUUUGCUAUCCUUGGUGAAGACUUCCAGCAUCCUGGCAUUGCAAACGAGCGAGUACAUGGCACCAGCACUGCCACAGCAGCGGCAGCAGGGCUUGCGGCACUCAUCAUCGACUUUACACGGCAGCAGGGUAACUACGAGGUUAUCACGAGGGCAGCCGACGUCAGUAAAAUGCUCGGAAUGAUCGCAGUCUUCAAUGCAAUGUCUGAGCGCGCAGGCGAGUUUAAGUGCAUCAUGCCGCUGAAACUGCUUCCGGCAAAAAACAAUGAUAUGGAUAACCAGGAGAUGAGAGCCUAUAUCAGGGAAAGUCUAUCGAGGGGGAUGGAUCAAGCCAACUGA
This is a messenger RNA of Trichoderma atroviride IMI 206040, 2454 nucleotides long. The record is from RefSeq and is a predicted model, not a curated record. Lineage: Eukaryota; Fungi; Ascomycota; Sordariomycetes; Hypocreales; Hypocreaceae.